This is a messenger RNA of Amoebophrya sp. A120, 279 nucleotides long. NCBI's taxonomy places the organism in Eukaryota, Dinophyceae, Syndiniales, Amoebophryaceae. The record is from the annotation of a GenBank genome assembly.
UUCUUUGGUAUUUUCGUACCCGGGUGGCCCCGAAGGUGGAGGGCAGCGCUCGUGGUCUGGUUUUCAUGGGGGCCCUCGGAUUUUCGGCUUGGGUUGUGAAGACCUGGGCCGUGUGGCCAAUGUUGCUAUCCCUGCACCCUAUCCCUGUUUCGUUCUUUCGCAAAGCCAUUGUCGUUGGGCUUUUCGAAAGCGUUCUAUUUUUGGGCUUUAAGUCGUAUUCUAUUUUGGACUUCUAAACGUGCUCGCUGUUUUGCUUUCUAUUUUUCUGCGGGAUUCGCG